AUGGACCCUAUCUCGGCUUUCAGCUUCGCCGUUAAUAUCCUUACCGUCGUCGAUAUUUCGGCCAAGUUGAUCUCGACCGCCUCGGAAAUCCGGUCUUCAGGAGAUACUGUCAGCAACAAAGAACUAGCCGCCGACGCUCAACGUCUCAAGUCAUAUUGCCAGAAGUUCUCGUUGGAAACAGCAACCAAGUCAAGCCAACAGAAUGCUACUUCGUCUAUUUCUAGCGAAGACGAUGCAACACUACGACUCCUGGCCUCCGAGGCAAAAGGCAUCGCAGACGAUAUACAGGACAAUCUCCUCAAGCUGAAUAAGCAGCGAAGCUUCAUGCGAGUUUUCAGGCAGUCAAUCCGCAAUACUCGCAAACAACCAGAGAUGAAGUGCAAAGCCGAGCGACUCAAGGAGAUGCAGGACAAGAUUAUAUUCAGCAUUAUUGUCUCACUGCAUUCGAGCGUGGGCACUCUGACGCUGAAAGAUGAUGCCGCACUGGCUCGCCUUGACGAAAACACGAGAAGUCUCAUCCAGACUAUCCUGUCGGGCAACGACACCACACGGGCGAAGAUAGAAACACAAAUGGCCAGCUUGCACACAGAUAUUGCGAAAAACCACGUUGAGAUGAUGGGCUCUUCAGGCCAGCGGCACGACGAAUUGCUCAGUGCCAUUCGGGUUGGGCCAACGCAACACGAAGCCCCUGAACGCGAAAGCGCUGCCGAACACAAGGAACGCGUCACGAGAAGCAUCCUCGAUAAGCUAUGGUUCUCGAGGAUCAAGGACAGGUACGAGGACAUCAAACCGGCACACCAGAAGACCUUCGAGUGGAUAUUCUCAGCAGAAGCCCAGAUGGAAUCCAGCUGUUCAUUCUAUCGGUGGAUUGAGCAAGGUAGCGGCCUCUACUGGAUAAGCGGGAAAGCUGGGACCGGCAAAAGUACAUUGAUGAAGUUCCUAGCAGACCAUGAACGCACAAAGGCGCUGCUUCAGCAUUGGACCAAGGGCCAAGAAUACGUCACUGCGAACUAUUGGUUCUGGGAUCAAAGUCAAGACCCUUUGCAGAAAUCUAUGGAGGGGCUCUACAGAGGGCUUCUGUAUGAUGUUAUCAGUAAGGAAACUUCUUUGGCUCCAUUGCUGUUUCCAGAUCAGUUCAUCCCCGAGAGACAAUGGCAGUUGGAAUUUCCUACUCCGAACGGGCUACGAAGAGCUUUCAACAGACUUGUCUCCAUGGAGGCGUCCACUGUUCUCGUGGUUCUUCUCAUAGAUGGUCUGGACGAAUACGAAGCAACUGAGAUUGAGCAACUCAGUCUUUCGGAAAGCCUCAAGGCUGCGGCGCAGUCGCAUCACAUGAAGAUCAUCGCAUCAAGCCGGCCAGAGACGGUAUUCGAGAAUGCGUUCAAGGACUGUGAUAAGCUCUAUCUUCAUGAGCUCACCUACUCCGACCAAACCUCUUUCACUAAAGACAGCCUGUACAAGCAUGAGCGAAUGCAGUAUCUUGCGAGUUUGCCAGGAGGCAAGGAAGAUGCGGCUGAACUUAUCCGUUCAGCCGCGAAGAAGUCUGAAGGCAUCUUCCUGUGGUUACGCUUGGUCGUGGACUCACUCGUCCAGGAACUGGACGCUUGCGACGUGAUCAAGGAUCUCCAACAUGAGACAUCUUCGUUCACGCCCUGGGAGCGCAUGCUUCAGACGGCCAUCGACCUGCAAGUCGUCAGCAUCAAGGGUGCAGAACAGCUCUCAGACAUGCUCACGAUGUUCAUCAAAGGCGGCGCGGAUCUACGUGUUGUGACGCACGUCAGAAGAUGCGAUGAUCUCGUAGCCAUUGAAGGUUUUGGUGUUCCAGAUGAUCAACAGGUCAAUCCUGAAUACUUGAAACAUGAUCCAUUGGUAGUGCAGGAUGUUGUACGUUACGCCUUCCUCCACGGCAACCUGCCUGCUCUGAUGAGUAGACCUUUCAGCGUACUUAGGGAAUUCGUGCCAUUCCAAGACCUUGAUGCAUGCUGGGGCACCAGUAUGCAUGAGUGGCGAUGGCAGGCUGAGGGUUUAUAUCUUGUAGGAUCCGAUCCCGCGAACGUAAAGCGGGCAGAUGAAAAGGCGAUUCGGGAAUUGGGCCAUCGCUUGCUGGAGCUCAUACAUGUUUCCGGAAAUGCUGAUAGCAAAGUGGUCGAGGACUUGGAUAAUAACGAACAAGAGCAAUAA
Colletotrichum karsti is the source of this 2181-nucleotide messenger RNA. Its product is annotated as small s protein. The transcript has 2 exons. NCBI's taxonomy places the organism in Eukaryota, Fungi, Ascomycota, Sordariomycetes, Glomerellales, Glomerellaceae. The record is from RefSeq and is a predicted model, not a curated record. The coding region runs from base 1 to 2181 and encodes 726 amino acids.